Messenger RNA from Medioppia subpectinata, 2848 nucleotides. The record is from the annotation of a GenBank genome assembly. Lineage: Eukaryota; Metazoa; Arthropoda; Arachnida; Sarcoptiformes; Oppiidae.
UUGAUUGAUUAUUGCAAACAAUUAACUCUUUUAUAAUCUAAUGAUUGUCUCAUUUGAUAGACGUUUACAAUUGGAAAAUGCAUUCAAUUGUCAUUUCCAGUCAUUUGUUGUCUAUUCAGUGAUUGAAUAAUACUUUAAUAAUACUGUUAUUAAUAAUAAUUACUUUAUUUAACAAUCAAUCGAUUGUUUGUAUAAAAUACUAAUCAAAUGUCGACAGAAGUGAUACAACGGUUCCAACAGACGGACCACGAGAUCAAAGGUUGGCUCCAGAAGUGGACCAACUAUUUGAAGGGCUAUCAGAAGAGAUGGUUUGUCCUCUCAAAUGGUCUGCUCUCGUACUACAGGAAUCCGAUGGAAAUGAGUCAGUCAUGUCGCGGCACUAUAAGUCUGGUCUCAGCGGUGAUCCACACCGAAGACUCGUGUAAUUUUGUGAUCGCAAACGGAGGCACAACUCAGACGUUUCACUUGCGAGCGGCCAAUGAGAUCGAGCGGCAGAAGUGGGUGACGGCUCUCGAGUUGGCCAAAGUGCGGGCCAUUCGCCUCUUGGACUCCGAGGACGACGACGUCUACGAUAUGAACAGCGAUAAGAAUGAGUUGCAAACAGUGUUGAAGUGUUUGGCGACCAAAUUGGAGACAUUGCACACGUGUCACGACGUGAUCAUCAAACACGGGUCGGCGCUCCAGAGGUCGCUCAUAGAGUUGGAACAGUUGGACAAUCCCAACGACUCGCUCAACAAGAGUAAGACAGUGAACGAAAGGGCGACUCUGUUUCGGAUCACGUCGUCGGCGAUGAUCAACGCCAGCGCCGAAUACCUGACGUUAGCCCAAACGCACGCCAAGAAGUGGCAGAAACUGUUACAACACGAACACGAGUCGCGUCUGAGGCUCGAAGAACUGGUGGAACAGUUGGCUAAACAGCACUCACACCUCGAGCAGAAGGCCAUCAAACAAGUGGCCAAUUCUAACCCAAACAACGCCUCAAACGCUUCAGACGACGAAGAGUUCUACGACGCGGAGGAAACCAACUCCGACUUCAUUGUGUCGUUUCCCGGAAAAGCCCAUCGGAUCGGCUCUUCGGCGGCCAACUCUCAGUCAAUGUCCAAAGCGGCCAAACAGAGCGCCAUCUCUUCGUCCGAUUCUUCGGCGUCCGCUUCGGUACUCAACAAUCAUUCGGACGAAUCGUCGGGCAGUGGAGACGACAGCGAGAGUGGCGUCGAAGAGUCAGCGGCCGGUGUUAUACAACGCAAGAAGUCUCGCCAAAAGAAUAAUCUUAAUCUCAAAGAUUUAAAUAACGCUAAUAUCAUCACAAAAGUGGUCAAUCACUCGACAGACGGCGACUCUACGAAGUCGUUGAGCACUCCGACCACUCCCGCCGCCGACAGGACUAAUCCAUUGCUCGGCGAAGAACUAAAUUCGGGGAAACGUUUGCGUCGGAAGACAAUACCCGAGCGGCCGAACCAGAGUCUCAAUCUGUGGUCGUUUAUGAAGAACUGUAUCGGCAAAGAGCUGACCAAAGUUCCGAUGCCAGUCAACUUCAAUGAACCGCUUUCUAUGCUUCAGAGACUCACUGAAGACUACGAAUACGCGGAUCUCUUGCAUAAGGCUUCCAAAGUGAGAGACAGUUGUGAACAAUUGACAUACAUUGCGGCCUUCAGUGUCACCUCUUAUGCCACCACAAGUAAUCGCACGGGAAAGCCAUUCAAUCCCUUAUUGGGUGAGACCUAUGAGUGCGAUCGGAGCGAAGAUCUUGGAUGGAAGUGCUUCUCAGAACAGGUGAGUCAUCAUCCGCCAGCGUUAGCUCAAUACUGUGAGGGCCGCGGAUGGAAGUGUUGGCGAGAGUUCUCCAUAUCGAGUAAAUUUCGCGGUAAAUACCUUCAGAUCACACCAUUAGAUAUAACUCAUCUCGAGUUCGAGUCGAGUGGCAAUCACUACACGUGGAAGAAAGUGACCACAACUGUGCACAACAUAAUUGUUGGCAAACUAUGGGUCGAUAAUCACGGAGACAUGACUAUCACUAAUCACACCACCGGUGAUAAGUGUCACCUGAAGUUCAUUCCCUAUAGUUAUUUCUCAAGAGAUGUGCCGCGAAAAGUAACGGGUGUUGUGAUGGACAGCGAAGGGACACCAAAGUGGGUACUGCAGGGCACGUGGGAUAACAAAGUGGAGGCCUCCAAAGUGAUCAAUAGUCACGGAUCAGCGAAAGGCAAACCUAUCUUAGAGACGGCCACUCCGAAGGUUAUAUGGAAACGAGUUUAUCCGCCAUCUGAUUACGAGCGCAUGUAUAACAUGACUCUACUCGCUGUCCAACUCAACGAACCGGAAUCGGGUGUCGCGCCGACGGACAGCCGCGUGCGACCCGACCAGCGGCUGAUGGAGGCCGGGAAGUGGGACGAAGCCAACAGUGUUAAGGGCGCUCUCGAAGAGAAACAGCGUUCCGUUCGCCGCUAUAAGGAAGAGGAGGCCGAGAAGGCGGCCACUGAAGGCAGACCUUAUAUGCCUUACGAACCGAUUUGGUUCAGCAAAAAGAAAGACCCGAUCACUGGUAAUCCGGUUCACAUCUAUACGGGAGAGUACUGGCGGUGCAAAGAGAGGCAGGACUGGUCUAAAUGCCCACAAAUAUUCAAAGCCGAUUGACGACACAACACCGGUUCGUCGACAACAAGUGUUUCAUAAAAUACAACUUUAUUUUUGUGCCUUUGCUUUCAUUGUUUGAACGGAUGGUUAUUAUGAUUAAUGUAAUUAUUAAACGAAAAAACUGUUGUCCGUUCGCUAACACAACACACAAACUAUUGAUCGAAAUAUUAAUACUAAUAUUGAAAUUCAUUUUUGUCGCCAAUUUUCUUUGUCA